This is a messenger RNA of Mizuhopecten yessoensis (Yesso scallop), 17834 nucleotides long. RefSeq names its product dynein gamma chain, flagellar outer arm-like. Lineage: Eukaryota; Metazoa; Mollusca; Bivalvia; Pectinida; Pectinidae. Bases 126 to 16418 code for a protein of 5430 amino acids. Gene Ontology annotation, molecular function: dynein light intermediate chain binding; minus-end-directed microtubule motor activity; dynein intermediate chain binding. The record is from RefSeq and is a predicted model, not a curated record. Gene Ontology annotation, biological process: microtubule-based movement. The transcript is spliced from 101 exons. Gene Ontology annotation, cellular component: dynein complex.
UAUGGCGGCGUGCAUGUUAUAGACAAGUUUCCUUCUGUCGGAAAGCAGGGGGAGUUGGGAAUUUCCUUUUGACACGAUGCUGCUGGUCAAAUAACUAUUAUUGUAAAUAAUAUAACCAGGUCAUCAUGGAUGAACGUCAUUGGUGGAUAGCUGGUAAAAUCCAGGAAACUUUUAAGAUCGGCGGCUAUGACAAUCCGACGCUGUUGGAGGAUUUUAUGACGGAGGAGGGAACGCUCACUAAAAUAAACCGUUUCCUUAAAUCAAGCGGUCCAUGUCGCCUAUUCUUUUAUUCAGAAAAACCGGAGAAUGCAACCUUGUCAUCAAGAGAACUGUAUGUCACUGGAACACUAGCUGCGUUAAAAGAUGUGAAUUUAGAUAAUGUAAACAUUCUUUACUUUCUCCGAAACCGUGUAGACAAAGAUGUUGAUGGUCAUCGGAUGGAAAGAGAUGUGUUCUGUGGGGAACUCAAACACAACACGAUUGAAACGCUCACAGCGUUGCUUUCAGAUGUUUACCUACCACUCAUUAAGGCACAGAAAGAAUGGGGAGAAUGCAACAAUGAAUGCCAAACUAAUCUUACACAUAGCAUGGACAAAUUUUUGACAGCUUUAAAUGAAUCAACUGCUUCUAUGCAAACUUCAAAACAGUUGAUGCUGAAGCAACCGGAAAAUAUUAUUUUGAAUGACUUCAAACAACAAAGAGCAGCUGCCCUAGAUCCUCAAUUAAUUAGUCAAUAUGAGGAACUUGUGAAUGAUUGGAUGAAUACUAUCGAGACAACACUAAAUGAUACUUCUGAUGAAAGAUUUUUGGACCCUAAUGCAGGACCUCUGUCAGAGUUGGAACGGUGGCGGCGCCGUCAGCGGCUCCUUACCAACAUCACAGAGCAGCUGAAGAGUAAAGAAUGCAAGGCUGUGAUUGGGGUUCUCAUCACAGUCAAAUCCAGGCUUCUCAAGAAGUGGAAGAACAUUGACGCAUCAAUCACUGAUGCUAUGAAUGACACCAAGGAUAAAGUGAAAUAUCUGGAGUCUUUGCGGCGCCAUUUUGACCAGUUGUAUCAUGACGCUACACCUGCAUCCAUCAUCAACAAUGCCAUCCCUGGUAUCACCAACAGUGUGAGGCAGAUGGAUUCCAUCUCACGCUAUUACGCUCGUGUUGGCUUCUUAGGCCUCAUGUUCACCAAGAUCACCAAUCAGCUGGUGCUGGCGUGUAAAGAGUACAUAAAGAACUGUACUAUGACUGUGUAUGAUGGUGAUGAACUGUGGGAGCGUAUUGGUGAGGAGAUUCGCAGUCGGGACUCUCUACCUAGCAUGGACACACAGCACAAAUAUCUCAAGAAUCAAGUAGAGGCCAACCUCAAGAACGCACCCUCUCGAGGAAAGAGUAAAGAGGGCAAGGACCUAGGCCUGCAGGAUGACAGCCUGUUUGGGCGCCUGAGGGCAUGCCUUACCUUGCAGGGAUACUAUCGUGAGAUGCUUAGGUCCCUUAAGGACGCCCUGGGACAGAGCCAGAACCUGUCCCACUUCCCGUCCCUCAGUAGUGUGGGAGGACCAGGUAGUUUUACUGGCACAGGUGCCAAGUCAAAGCAGGGUACCAGUGGGGCAUCACGAGGGACCAGUGUGUCCCCUAAGAAGGGCCAGUCAAUCAUGAUAGCAGACACCCAAGGACACGGGGUGUCCAUUGCUGAUGAAGAAGCCAUCAUGUCCCACAUGGAUUCCUUCUGUAACCGAAUCCGUCAGCUCAUGGACGUUAUCAACACUCUGGCCCAGUACAACAAAAUGGUGCACUCAACGACAGGAAUUCCUCGCCUGAGGAAGGAGGAUCUGGUCAAUGAGGAUGAGAAUGAGAAGGACAUUUACAAGUAUCGUAAACGCCAGCAGGAGGCACUCAAGGCCGUCAUGGUAUAUGAAGAUGAAGAGGUAGAAGGAGGUCUGACUUCGGUGCAGGUUACCUCCCCUGAGCGGAGUCUUCGUGCGAUUGCGGAGGAUGAAGAGAACCAAGAUGACCAAGGGUCAGAUCCUGAGGACAUGGCCAUAGAGAAGAAAGAGGUCCCCCCAGAUCCGACAGAUGAUGUUUUUGAAACAGUCAACGGCAAACAGGGUCUCAGCGAUGAGGAGAUAGCCAUCAUAAGGAAGUACUUUCCUGAAGAGGAAGAGGAGGAGGGGCCUAGUAUCUCGUACACUGUAGCUCAGCACCAUGACAGCAUGAUGAAGGCUAUGAGUGAAAAUGUCACUACCAAGACCAUGCUUGAUGUAGAAUCAAAGGACAGAGACAAGUUUGAUGACUACUAUGCCAACUUUGCCACGACCGUACAAGAACUAGAAACGUUCAUGGCUGCCUAUCUCCACGCUAUGUUCCUUAGAAAGAAGAUGAAGACAACUCAAGGAUUGGACAUAAUAACCAGAUUCGGUCCAAUCCAAAGUCGGCCGGGAAUUCGAGCUCACAUAGCAGAAAAGUUUGUAGAGAUCUUUAACUGGUACGAAACUGACCUUGAGGAGGUUCAUAACAUCUACGAAACACACAAGGAGAACCCUCAGAUGGUGAGGAACGCUCCUCCUGUAGCAGGGGCAAUUCACUGGUCCAGACAGCUUCUCAAGAGAAUUGAGGACCCCAUGAAGAUAUUCCGUGAUAACAGAGCCAUCAACCAGCUGGGAGACUUUGGUCGUAUUGUCAGGAUUUACAACCGACUGGCCACAGCCCUGGUGACCUUUGAGAGUCUAUGGUUCACUCAGUGGAAGAACAGGAUAGAACAGGCGCGCAGUGGUCUGAGGGCUACUCUGUUUGUACACCACCCCUCUACCGACCAGAUUGUCGUCAAUGCUGAUGAAAGAGUUUUAGAGCUGAUACAUGAAGCUAAGUGGCUGACCCGUCUGGGUAUCCAGAUCCCAGAAUCAGCUGUGUCCAUUAUGCAGCAGGAGUCACGUUUCAAGAACUACAAAUCUCACCUGGAGCUUGUGCUGAAUGAGUACCGUGAAGUCUGCGAGUCAAUCCCUGAACCCCUCAUCAAGCUGUUCACUCCACACAUGGAAUUCGUGGAGCAGCAGCUUCAGGCUGGCCUCACAACCUUGGCAUGGAACAGCAUGAACAUAGAUGCAUUCCUGCACCAGAUUCACUCGGCCACCCAGAAGCUGAAGGGAAUGCAACAAAAGGUUCACCAGAUAAUGGAACAAGAUAUCUACGAUAAACUGGACAGUAUCAGGAACUUCUACCUCUUUGAUUAUGAGGAGGCCAUCUCAAGGUCAUGGCCUCCCCUUGAGUUUCGAGACAAGAUGUUACAGAGCAUCCAGUCGCGGUCAGAGAUCCUAGGGCAGUAUGUUGAGUCGGUGUUGUCUAGUCUGCAGAGAAUAGCUAAUACACUGGCUACCAAGAAGACGUACACAUUUACUUCUAUCCAUACCAUGGCUGUUGCAAAAGGUGUCGCUACCAAGAUCAAGCAUAAAAGCAUGGCUCAAUCAGAGAAACGUCCACUGAGCACCACAAGUUUCCAAGGGUCUGACAAUCCCAGCAAGUCUAAAAAAAUGGCUAUCAUGAUGGAUGAAAUGGAAGCCAUGAGGGAACGACAAAAGAUCGAAGAGGAAGAAAACAACAUAGCUGAACUCAUUGCCCACUACCGAGAUUAUGUGUACAAGGCAGUUCUGCAGGCCACCUGUAAGUCCCUGGCCACGCUCGGAGAGAGUACGGGGUGUGACAGUGAGGUCAUUCGGGCAGUCAGUGCAAUGUCAAUGGGGUCAUCACCUCGGGAUAGCCCCAGUCCCCGAUCACCGACUCGGAUCAGUCGCGAACAGUCCGCACACAGCUGUUUGUCAUCUGCGGCCACAGAUCGGCCGUUGACCAGUAUGUCCAUGUUGUCCAAUAUGACAUGGACCACAGAGAGGACUGAUGCAACCACACUACUACAGUUUGAAGUGGAGGUCCACUUCAUGAUCCCAAAUAUUAUUGUGGAACCAACUUUGGACAUUGCCCAGACUGCUAUACAGGAUGUUGCUAACGCAGUCCUCGAGGCCAACAGAAAUGUAUCAUGGAUUGGACCACAGGGACUAGAGAACUUCUACUCUCUCAUAGCAGAUGAUGAAAACGUUGUUGAGAUGACAUCACAGUUGUCUAAUAUUAUCAAUGAGAUUGAUACAGUGGUGAACAAACACCUGUUCCACUUUAGUUACUACAACUUCCUGUGGAAGGAUGACCUCCAUGGAAAUUUCAAGGAGUUCAUCUCAGCUGAUCCUGGAAUGUUUGCCAUCAAACGGGAGGUGGAGAGAUUCCUCUACAUAGAGAAGAAGGUUUUAGGGAUCCCUAAGAUGUUACCCGUGGGGCCGAUCUCUCUCCACACCGACCCCAUCAAGGAUGCCCUGCAUGGAUUUGCUAUGGCGUGGAAGAUCAAGUUUGCUUCUGUGUUACAUGAGGAAGCUAAGAAAAAACUGGAUGCUGCAGUGUUGUACAGGUCUAAUGUCCGUAAUCGGCUGGAGCUGCAUGUCCAGUCCCUUGACCAGUUAAAUAGUGCCCUGCAUCUACUAGAGGAGCUUUGGGACAUGGAAAAUAAGAUUGAUAGUAUUUACCUGCCUAUAGAGACCCUGUAUGCUAAGCUCAGGGAGUUUGAGCUUCGCCUUCCAAGGAACGAGGUAGAGGAGGUAGACCAGCUACGAGACAAAUGGCAGGAGCUGAUAGAACUGGCCGAGCAGGUCCGUGAGAUCCUCCUCAAGGAGCGCAGAGGAGCUUUCGAACAGGAACUAGACAAACAAGUCAAGACUUUUGUGGUAGAGGUGAUCCAGUUCAGGAAUGCAUUUGACGCCCAGGGUCCAGCUGUUCCAGGGAUACCCCCAGCCGAGGCUGUUUCCCGGCUACAGGACUUUCAACAGAAGUAUCUGUUGUAUGACUCUAAGCGUAACACCCUGGAAUCUGUGUCUAAGCUGUUUGGGAUAGCUUGUAAACCGUUCUCUGAGCUAGAUAAGACAGGCGAAGAGUUGGACUUACUUAGUCAGUUAUAUGGACUGUUCCAGAAAUUCUUACGAUUUGAUGCAAGGUUCAAGGAUACUCUUUGGGCAGAGGUUGAUCUUGAAGCCUUCUUCAGAGAAGUUGAAGGGUACUGGGAUGAGUGUCUAGCCCUACCAAGUAAGCUUAAGGACUGGGAUGCCUACCAUGAUCUCAAGACAUCCCUACAGACAUAUUUGGAGGUGUUUCCCCUCCUCCACAGCCUCAACGCUAAGGGAAGUGACUGGUUUGAGAUCCCAGAAAUUCGGAACCGCCACUGGCUUGAAGUGAUGAGGGUGACCGGCAGCUCCUUCCAGUUAGAGGCCAAUGUUUUCAAACUGCUCCAUCUGCUGGACAUCGGCCUCAUCAAACACAAGUUGGAGAUUGAAGAGAUCUGUAGAGGAGCCAGUCGAGAGUUAGAACUGGAGAUAAAGAUGCGAGUGACAGAGGAGGAGUGGAAUGAACAGGUACUCACAUUUGAACAUUACAAGAAGCGAGGGCCUAUGUACCUGGACAAGGUGUCUACAGAACGUUUAUUGGAACAGCUGGAGGAUGCCCAGGCUUUACUCGCCAACAUGUUAACGUCACGUUACAUUGGUCCACUAAGGGAUGAAGCUGCAGGCUGGGCAGAAAAACUGAAAACUGUGGCGGAGGUAUUGGAACAGUGGCUUGAAGUUCAGGACGUGUGGCAGUACCUGGAGGCAGUGUUCAGUAACUCCAUUGCAGCUAAGGAAUUACCCCAAGAGGCCAAAAGGUUUGCCAGAACAGACAAGAGCUGGACAAAACUGAUGAAGAGAGACUUUGAAACUAGGAAUGUUUUACAGUGUUGCUAUGGUGGCGAGGUGCCUAAAGCUGUCCUCCUCAAGAACAUCCAUGAGGAGUUGGAGAUCUGUUUUAAAUCAUUGAUGGGCUACCUUGACAACAAGAGGCGGGCCUUCCCUAGAUUUUACUAUGUGUCAGACCCCAUCCUCCUGGCCAUCAUGAGCCGUCCAAAUGACCUUGAGUCUGUUCGGCCUCACCUCAAGUCUUUAUUCAGCAGCAUCCAUGAUGUACGACUGGAAGAGGCAAACACACUAGAUGAACCAACAGAUGAGGUUGGUUUUGGCCAAUCACGUACAGGGGUGCGUACCCCCACAGGGUCAAGGGUGCGGACAUCUUCUGCACUCUCACCAAACAACAAUGCACCACACAAGAUAGACAAACGACUGACAGAGAUUUAUCAACGAGUACAACAAAAAAUGGCCAAAAAAGAAACUAGUCAAUCCAUUCUCAAAACGAGAGGCAAAAAAAACGUAACUUCUAAGAGUAGUAUGAACCCCAGUACCAUAGCCCAUGCCCCAGCAUUCAUGCCGUCAGAGGGAAUUGUAGAGGACAGCGUGUUCAGGGAUGCGGUAGCUGUUAGCAGUGCCGAGGGCGAGCUUGUUUUAUUGCAGGACAAGGUGUUCCUCACCGACGGAGUGGAGGUGUGGUUACAAAAACUGAGGGAGUCUGUCGCCAAGACAAUCAAAGAUCUUAACAUCAACAUCAUACACGACUGUAACAAUGGAGUGGCCAUGGACGAGUGGCCGUCUAAGUACCCAGCACAGGUGUGUCGUAUGGGCAUGCUGUACUACUGGACGCGCGAGUGUGACCAGGGUAUCGCGGAAAUCAAGUACGAUCGCAAGGCUCUCCAGGGUACUCUAAAGAAAUACAUUGCUUCAGGGUCCAAACUGCAGACUGUGUUGUCCCGAGGGGCCUGGCGCACCAUUGAGGAGCCCAUGUUGCCCCUCCACAAGGCCCGCCUAGAGUGUAUGAUAUCGCAAUUCCUUUACCUUAGAGAUAUUUUGGAUAACAUGUGUACAAGAAAACUACGUGAGCCGACAGACUUUGAAUGGCGUCGCAGCAUCAGGUGUUAUUUCCACCCUGUUGCCUCCGACACGCCCACACCACGAGAAUCUGUCACUGGGGAUGACAGUGGCCUGGAUGAUUUGGCCAUACAGGACCGCCAGGAGCCCAUGAUCUGGAUCCUGGACAACCCAUACAUAUAUGGUAAUGAGUUCUAUGGGACCAAUGCUGGGGCGGCCCUGACCCCCGUCACAGAGCGCUGCUUCCUGACAAUGUCGCAGGCCCUCAAUAACUACCAGGGCAGCUGUGUGUCUGGUCCUGUCGGUGUCGGCAAGACAGAGACAGUCAAGGGUUUGGCUAACACUCUUGGUCAGUUCCUGAGUAUGGUCCAGUGCUGUCCUGAGUUUGACCCAACUGCCUUGGCAAGGUCAAUACAAGGAACUGCUAUGGAUGGUUGUUGGUGCUGUUUUGAUGAAGCUCAGAGUCUCCACCGUAAGGCGCUGUCAGUCCUGUUUGACCAUGUUGAGGCUGUAUUGGUCGCUAUGAAGGCCAGACACUCCUAUGCCACUCUGGCCGAUGGUCAAGAAAUUUCAGUUAAGAAGAGUUGUGCAAUGCAUAUGACAAUCAAUAGGGACGACCCUAGAUGUAAUCUACCUGUGGAGGUCCGGGCACUCUUCCGCACCGUAUCUCUGAUCAAGCCCGACUUCAGUCUCAUUCUCAAGGCCAAGUGUGCCUCCAUGGGUUUCCGUGCUCCAACAGUGCUGGGUGCUAGACUGAAAUCUGUAUCAGAGCUUGCCAAGGACCAACUAUCUGAGCACUUCCACCACUUGUUUGGUAUCGCCACAUGGACGGGUGUUCUGAAGAGAGCACUACAAAAACGAAAAUAUGUCAGGGAUGAGAAAACCCAGGAUCGUAUAGAAUCAAAGACCAAGGACGAGACAUCACGGUCAGAAAGUCAAGCUUCAGAGGCGCCUACCAAGUUAGCUGGUCUACAGAACGUUGCUUCAAGCAAUGUAAAGAUAUCGUCAGUGAGCAGGAAAACUGGCACACCCAACCCUAUGACUGCUGCUGGUAAACUAGAACAUGCUCUGGUGGCCCAGACGAUCCUAGAGGUCAUCUCCCCCAGACUGACAGGCAGGGAUGUGAAGCUGUUUAAGGCGGUAUUGGAUGAUGUGUUUGCUGGCCUGCCGGAGCCUCCCUCUAAUCUGUCCCAGAUACAGUCAGCCAAGUCACGGGGGGCGGACAUUGACGUGUCCCUGAAACACAAGGUAGCUGACAAGGGCCUGGUGGCUCACGACCCAUGGAUGACCAAGUGUAAACAACUGUUCAACAUCUCUCAGGUCCACAAUGGUGUAAUCGUAGCGGGACCCCCGGGCAGUGGUAAGAGUACCUGUAUCCAGACCCUGGUGGACUCUCUAUCCAUCUCUGGGCGUGGCACAUCUCGUCAGUCCCAGGGCAGUAGGGCCACCAAUCCAGCAGAGUCCAUGCACAAACUCAUCAAGAUCAACCCGAUGGUGGUUGAUGACGAAGCACUCAUGUUCGGCUCCCUUAACCAGAAUCACGACUGGAUAGACGGCAUCUUUACAAAUGCUGUCCGGAAGGCUAAUAGGAACCUGAGUACCACAUGGCUGUGUCUAGAUGGGCCUCUCAACCAGGGCUGGGCAGACAAUUUCAACAGUAUCCUCAGCGGAGACAAGGUAUUACACCUAAAGAAUGGAGACAAGCUAUUUUUGUCGGACAAUAUCAUCCUGAUAUUUGAGACAGACAGUCUGGAUGAUGCCUCCCCCGCCACCAUUGCUAGAUCUGGUAUAGUGUACCUGGACAAAGACGUCCUGGGAUGGAAACCUUUGGCUGAUGCCUGGAUAGAGAGUAGAACUCCACAAGAGAUACAUGAAAAGGUACCCACCACCCCAGUACCUGUUGAUUCAGAUAUAGAACCACUUGAAGAUCUAGACCCACCCAUCACAACAGUCGAAGGGGUUCUACAAAGGGCCUUCCAGAAAACACUUGACCCUAUUGCCCAGUUUGUUUUACAAGAAGCCAAACCAAGCCUGAAGCUGUCCUUAGUGGGAAUGUUCAAGACAUGUCUAGGUCUGCUAUCAGCCAUGUUGGCAGACAACAUAGAAAUCGGAGGGGAGCUCCAUAUUGAGCGACUCUACCUGUUCUGUCUCAUCUGGACAUUUGGUGGGCUCCUCAACCCCGCUGACAGGAAGGGUUUCAGUGACCUCCUUAAAACCCUGUCCACUGCGUUGCCUGAUGAUGACCGGGACAUCUGUGUGUUUGACUACUAUGUAGAUGAGUCUGGAGAAUGGGACCCAUGGACAUCCAGGGUACAGGAGGUGAUUUAUACAGAUAACCAGGAUAUGUUAGGAGAAGUGUUCAUGGAUUCCGUCGACACUUUCCGCACAAAGAUUUUGAUGGAGUUUGCCUCAGCCUCUGGCCUAAAUGUCCUGUUGGUGGGAGCCAAUGGGUCAGGCAAGACCAGUCUUAUUGAAAGGUUUAUGGAUAUUCAAGACCCACAGGUGUCAGUAUGUAAGAGGCUGGUGUUCUCUGGUGCUUCAUCUGCCAAACAGUUCCAGCACUUCAUCGAGGCUAACAUCCACCACAGACAAGGGUUUGUUUAUGGAGCCAAGGAGAGCAAGAAGCUGAAGGUGUUCAUUGACGACGUAAACUUACCUGUACCAGACAGCCAUAAGGUACAACGGUGCAAUGAGCUCCUGAGACAGUUACUGGAUGACAAGGUCCUGUGCACGCUACAGAAGCCUUUUGAGUGGAAGACUGUCGAGGAUCUGAGCAUUAUUUCGGCCAUGUCUAUGAGUGACCACCCCAGUGUCAGCACACGCAAGCUGUCCAAUAGACUGCUGAGACACUUUGCUGUGUUUAACCUUGCCACACCAUCAGAUGAGGGCCUAAAGAACAUUGUACAUGGUAUUUUGGAAGUUAACAUGACAGAUGGGGACUGCCAGGGACUUGAGAUCGACCUCCACAACAACCUCGUCAAGGCAUCGUGUGAGAUUCUGAAGGCUGUACAGAGUGUGCUCAGGCCUGCCCCCAUGUAUGGCAGACGACACUAUCUCUUCUCUCUGAAGGACAUCACUGUUUGUUUCCAGAACCUGAAGCGUUUACCAGAGGAGAGUCUGGCUGAUGAGACUAUGGUACCGGUCGUGUCUCUAUGGCGACACGAGAUGCAGAGGAUUAUAAAGGACAGAAUUAGCCGUACAGCAGAUCUCAACUGGUUUGACAGUCUUCUCCAGGAAACCAUAGAAAGUACCUGGCCUGACUUUAAGGAACCACUGAUUGAAAAUUUUGUGACAUUCCCCACAGAUGCCAGGAUGUACCAAAGACCGGUCACUUCAGUUGGAGCUAAAAACAUCAAGAUUGUUCUACAGCCUAUAGACCAGCUACGUGAUGUCCACAGUUGUCUGAACACACACCUCACACGCUACAAUGAGGAGUUUGGUAACAUCCCCCUCAACAUCAUGCUGUCUGACUUCAUCAUCGCCCACAUCAUCAGGAUGCACAGGGUUCUCAGCUUCCACCAUGGUGGUAACAUGCUGUUGAUUGGAGCAGUGGGUUCUCACUUGGCUACCUUGUGUAAGCUUGCCCUACACGUGGCUGAUGUUCCCAUACACAAGGUGGACACCAGUAAGCAAAGUAACUUCUUUGAUGGACUGCGUUCAGCAGUGCGACUCUGUGGGUCAGAGGGCAAGAUCCUUUCCCUCAUGUUCACGGCACGUGACUUGGAGGACCCCGUGUAUCUGGACGCCAUCAACAGUCUGCUUAUUAGUGGGGAGUACCCACACCUCUUCUCUAAUGAUGAGCUUGAGGGACUCCUACAGGCUAUUGGUCCUGCCAUGAAGAGGGAGUUCCCCAACAUGUCUGUUGAUCCAAUGAAGUUUUUCGUAGCGAGAGUGAAAAGCAACCUCCAUUUCUUAAUGUGCUUACAACCUGGACACACCCUGCUCAGCAUUGCUGCUAGUCAGUACCCAGGUCUGCUCAGCGGCUGUGCCAUCAACUGGAUGUGUGACUGGCCCCAGGUGGCGCUGCUAGGCGAGGCUUCCUAUUUCAUCACUAGGCACCAGCUUACAGAGGAAUUCGAGGACCUCAGACCUAGACCCGAUUGGCUUGAAAAUGUGACGGUGUGCCUAGCCAACAUUCACAGCUUCGUGCUGCGUGACUGUCGCCAGCUGCCCUGGGCCGGAGACAUGACAGGGGAGGUAACCAUGAACCAGCUAAAGAUACAUGAAAAGAAGAAGGAACAGAUUAAGACCCAGUCCAUCACAGUGCCCAACCACCCAUACUCCAAACUCAUCAUGCUGGAGCGUAUCAAAAACAGGAGGAGGAUGCGAACUGAGGAUCAAAGUUUAACAAGCCUGAAUAACCACCGGUGUGAGGUGGUGAAGGCUAAAAACGAGGUGUACAUAGGCCCCACUACCUACCGACGCUUCAUGGAGUGCUUCAAGUACCUCUACAACGAGAAGGCCAAGGAAAGGACAAGCACUGUUGACCAGCUCAAGAAAGUGAUAUCAACCAUGGAUCAGACCAGAACUGAUGCUAAGGUGAUGAAGAAGGCCAUUAAGUCUAUCAUGGGAAAGUUUGACGACGCCAAGAAAAACACGGCAGACUUAAUGCAUAAACUGACCCACAAGGCGACCAAUCUGGAGAAGUUGAAGGCCAAGGUUGGUCUGAGCACGUCCCUGGACGCCUACCUCCACCUCACCGAAAUGGAGACGGAGGAAGAGGAGGAAGAUGAGCUCCUCCAGCCAGAGGAUUAUGAUGACUAUGACAAAGAGUUUGACAAGAUGAGGGAGGCCAACCUAAAGACAAGACAGGUGGCUGCCAAAGAGGAGCAUGUAGUAGCACUAAAAUAUGUGGAGGAGUGUCGCCAGAACCUGGAGUACGCUCGCCAGCAGGUGUUACACUGGAAGUCCAGGGUUGACCGACAAUGUAUAGAGCGACUGAAGGGUUUCAGUACCCCUCCAGUGCUGGUGGGCUCCGUCAUGGAGAUGGUCAUGACCCUAAUUGGGAAACGCCUGCCAUCUCAGCGUCUCCAAGAGUCACGGGACUAUCACGGGAAGGAUGACCUGUCUAGUCGUAUGUCAUCCAGCUCCAGUAGUACCAAGGUCAUCUCAAAGAAAGAUGGUCCCAGAUCAGCUAAGAAAGACGGUGACCGGUUUGACCGGGCCCAGUGGAAGGCCAUGACACUGACCAUGAUGGACACCACCAAGUUUGUGGACAUGAUGCACAACGUUCCCUGGGAGGAUGGUCUCUCGGGCGAUGUUCUCAGAGCUGUGGAAAGCUACCUGUCGACAGGCAAAGAUGGCCAGUUAGGUGUGACAGGGGAAGGAACUCUCCUCGACCAUGCUCAAGAUUUGUCAUUCCGUGCCCAGAAAAGAACUCCCUCCCCAGACGGUUCCAAGGGUAUCACCAUUUCUGCAGCCAAGUAUGCCAGUGAAGAUUGUGCCACUCUGGUCCAGUACACUAUCGCCAUUGUAGAGUACACUCGUCUGUGUGGUCCACUUAAAACCUCCUUGGAGCGCCUCAAUGAACUACAAAGGGAGAUUGAGGAAAAUGAACGCAUACAGCGGGAACGUGAAGAAGAGCAACGAAUGAAAAAGAAGCUUGCCAAGCCCCAGGAGGAGGAGAAGGCCCCUACUCCUGAGCCCGAAGAAGAGUAUACAGAGGAUGACCUGUCCCGCCUCCAGGGGGAAGUCUCCGCCCUUCAGCAGGUGUUUGACCAAUCAGUCGUACAGAAACAUAGUUUGGAGAUGGAACUCAAUUCCAUGAAUGAACGGCUCAAGGCUGCCACUGAAAUGGUUGAGAGCCUGAAGUCCCAGGAGCAGUCUUGGAGGAAACAUGUGAAGGAGAAUGACUGUAAUGAAUUGUUGCUAGGCAAUUGCAUGGCAGCAGCAGCUUUCCUAACUUACUGUGGUCCAGCUAACCUAGAUACCAGGAAAAGAAUGGGAGAAUUUUUCAUGCAAGUCUGUGAACAUCACAAGCUACCAUUACCUAGAAGACGACUUUUCAGAAAUCUGGAAUUGGUCGAGUUCCUUAACAGACGACUGGACAUCAUGAACCUGGAGAUAGAAAGAUUACCAAUCACAAGUCUCAUGCUGGAGAAUGCCUGCUUCCUGAUGCAGGAGGAGAGUACCACUGCCUGGCCUCUCAUCUGUGACCCGACAUCAAGGGUCAUUGACUGGCUGCAGUUCUACAAACGGUCAAAGGGCCUCGUGUGUGUCAGAUACAGUGAGAUGCGUUCCCAGUUUGAGAACUGCCUGGCUGAUGGCAGUCCUCUGCUGGUCACCGACUGUGAUGUUAUACAACUCUCCAAAGACAAGCGAUUCAGAGACGCCAUACAGAGGUGUAAUCGCUUCAUCAACGAGAAGAGCCGCUUCAAAAUAUUUGUUGAGGACCAUGAGGUGGAGUGUGACCCCAAGUUCCGCCUGUACCUACACACUACAUUGGAGCCCCACAACGUGCCAUCACACCUGGCCGCCUACUGCUCCAUCAUGUUCUUCCAGCAGUCCCGACUCUGUAUUGAGGAGGAGCUUCUCGACCGCUUCCUUGCCAAAGAGAAGAGUAGGCUGGAGGAUGAACGAACUGCUCUCAGACAAGAGAAGAAGGAGAACAUCGUAUUGUUAGAGAAACUGGAGAAGCAGAUGAAGGACAAUCUCUCCAGCGAUGUCCGUUUGAUGAAUGACCUCCAGGCCACCAAGAAACUCGCUGAACUAAAGAAACAGUAUGACGAGACAGUGGAGAGCCAUAGCAGAGUGGAGUCUGCCGAAAACUCUAUUCUAAAGAACCGUGAGUUACACCGCCCCAUCGCCCAGCGAGCAGCUGUUUGCUUUGAUGUGUGUCAGUAUAUGCGGGAGGUGAACAGAUUGUACCAGAUGUCUUACACACAGUUUCUGUCAUUGUACGAUACUGCCAUCAGCCACUCAGAUAGAACGGUGCCCAAGGUUGUGAUAGAGAAAGUCACCAGCAGUGCCUAUACUACCACAGCCCGCGGACUACUGGAGCGGGACAGGAGCAUCUUUGCUCUACUACUUGCCAUAGAGGUUGAAGAUUCGUUAAAGAAAAUUGGCCGUGGCGAGCGUGAGUUCCUCAUCUCUCCUAACUACAGUAUGGUGGUGAUGACAACCUUAGGGUUGGGUCAGUCACCAGAUAGCAAGAUUGUACAGGCCAAAAAGCCUUUUGAUUGGAUGACAGAGGAACAGUUCCACAACCUGCAGAUCCUAGCCAUGUACUUUGAGUGGUUCCAGGAAAUGUUUGAUCGCAUGCCGAAGGACGGCAGAGAGACCCAGUGGCGUACUCUGUGUGAGAGUGACCUCCCAGAAAAUGUAGCCCUGCCAGACAAGAUGGAUGACCAUUACGAACAGAUGCAGCGUCUAUGUGUGAUUCGGGCAGUGAGGAGUGACCGUCUCAUGCAGGCCUCUACAAAUUUUAUCACCAAUGUGCUUGGGAAGAGUUACACACACCUCCCUAAAGACUGUGAGUCCUGGUACUAUGGAGACAUUGGCAUAGACCUGACCAGCAUGCUGCGACAGAGCACGCCUACCAUCCCUCUGAUCCUGCUGUACUCGGUGGAGGUGGAACAUGUCACCAAACUGUUCCAUGACUUCUCCAACAGGAAGCAAGCCAAGACCCUGUCCCUCACCAUCAACGAUGACACGUCUGCCAUAGAGAGGACUGCCAAGCGUCUCAUCCAUAAGGGCAUGCAGGAGGGAAUGUGGGUACUUCUUCAUAAUGCUCAUAACUCCCCACAUCUGAUGAACAACCUGGAGGCAAUCUUGUUGGAGGAGACCAACCCCGAUUCAACCUUCCGUCUCUGGAUCACAUCCAAGGUGGACACUACUGCCUUACCUCUCCGACUGCUGCAGAACUCCAUCAAGGCCGUCAUAGACACACCCAAGGUGAUGAAAGACAGCCUGAUUCGGUCGUUCUCAUCGUUUGAGUCAGAUAUCCUGAAGCAGUCGUCGCGGCCAGAGUGGCCACUCAUGUUACACAACCUGUCUUACCUCCACGCAGCUCUACAGCUAAGGGCACGGUACGGACAGGGUGGCUGGAACAACGGCCAAGACUUCCUCAACAUAGGCAUCAACGAAAUACAGGAAGCCCUCAGCUUCAUGAUCACAGAGUUCAAGGAACCUCUGACAUGUGUGGCACCUGACGGAUCUCAGACACCUCGGUCUACUUCCUGGACAGGAAUACGAUACAUGUUCUCCGAGAUUAUCUACGGGAGCUACAUCACCGAUGACUACGACAGAAACAGUAUGAGUUCUGUGGUAGACUACUGGAUCUCGCCCAAUGCCAUAAAGAAAGAUUUUGAUGUGGCAAAGUUGAAGUACCGCCAUCCUCCUGGCUUCUUCAACACAAACCCACGCCUCAACAACCUGAUCCAGGCACUGGAUGGCAUCAACAACCACUUCCUCGAUGUACCAGAGGGCUGCCACCUACACCAUAGCAACAUAGAGAAUCAGCACCAAAUUCAAAUGUUGCAACGAGAUAUAUUGGCUCCUGACAACAACAUGACACUACUGGGUGAUGAGCAGUAUGUUUUUACCCGUCUAAACAAAGUGUUUGAUGCCAUGCCCUCCACAGAAACACUGUCACACAAACUUUUCCCCAAACCACCAACUCCAUUCCAUGGUCCAGCCAAGGCAGAGAUCAGUAAGUACAGUAACAACCCGGCCGUGUUUACCCAGGGCACCUUCGCCACUGCCACGUACUCUGUCCUCAAGCGUACCAAGGAGAUUGAGCUGUGGGAGGUCUGUCACACUCUCCUCACCAAGAUGCCCAAAUCCUACAACAGGGAUUUCCUAUUGGACCGUGUGAGGAAGAUGGCUGACUUUCCAUCCUUCAACACCUUCAUCAUGAAGGAAUUUGAUCAGAUGAUCCUCCUCAUUACUGAGAUCAGGACAACACUACAGACCAUUAAGAAUGCAUGCGAGACAAACGUUCUGGGGGACAUGAUGUCUGACCACAUCCUGUCUGCGGCUGAUGAUCUGUUCUAUGGCCGUACGCCUCAGACCUGGUGCCGUAUGGCCGGCAGCUCAGCUCCUCCCAUGAAUUUCGCGGUUGGCAACUGGUUUAAUGAUCUUGGCAACAGAUGUCUACAUUUUGAAAGAAUACUCAGUCAGGGACGAGACAAGAUGCCCUGCUACUGGUUGGGAGCCUUUUUCAACCCACGUGGACUCCUUGCCCUACUUAAACAGGACUACAUCCGGCACUACUGCGGGGACCGGUCCGGAAACUUUGAACAGUUUGUGUUCCAGACAGAGGUCACCACUAGGGAUAAGGAACAUUUGCGAGACCCUCCUCCAGAAGGGAUGUUUGUGUACGGCAUCCACAUGUGGGGCUGUGCUUGGGAGAAGACCACAAUGGAGCUCCAGGACACGCCUCCAAGGAGUGGCUUCUCCAGUUUGCCUGUCGUCCAUGUCAACUGUUACCCCAUCAAUGAGAAGCCCCUCCUCCAGGACCCUGUCAAGGCUGCUGAGGUGUACCAGUGUCCAGUCUAUGCCUCACGUCUCAGCAAGCGUGAACCCAUCAUGGAGAUGGACUUUAAACGGGAGGGUUACCCUGCUACACGCUGGGCUCUAAGGGGACUGUCCUGUACCAUCAGGAAUUACUGAAGGAGCCUAGAUGUGUUUUCAUGUCACAGUAUUUAGGAUUCAAACGUUGGUUGUUUCCCCAAUAUUAAGUUUCUACCAGAGCAUGCUGGCCCCUCCAUUGGGAGUUCAAGGUUUCAAAAUGAAAACAAUCGGUACAUGUAUAAGGAAACUUAAAUGCCGUUGUAAUAUAUUCAGGGCAUUGUAAAUCUUAAGUGUUAAAAUUGUGAUCCAUCGUCUCAAGGACCAUUUUACUGAAUUGGAAAUGAUGAACAAUCCUUGUUUAAGAAUAUAUUUUCACUACUUGACCACUUAAGGUAGUGUUAUGUUGCAGAAUACAUAAAUCUAGUUAAUCUGCUUUAUACAUAUGACCAAAACUAUGUCGUUUGUGUUAGUUUUUGUAUAUCCAAAGUUCACCUUAUUUCUUUAGCCAAAGUUCAGUUUGUUGGUAAGGAAGAUUUGUGGUAGGAACCCGUUGUAGAAAAUGUUGUCAAAACAGUUAGAUCCUUGUCUUCACCCCAGUUUUUAUAUAUAUAUAUAUUAGUUUUGCAGAGUUGCCAAAUAAAUUGGAUCAGAGCUUGUAUAACCCACGGUACAUGGAGGUGCCUUACAGCAGAAAGUGUCAAAUCUUCAUCUUGUGCAUACAAUGUGCAAGUCUGUGAUAUGUGUACAUAUAAUUAAAUAUAGAAGGUCCAGAUUUUUGUAUAGAAACUUAAGAAGUGAGAGUGCUCUCAUUACAUUCAUUUGUUCAAAUUAUCGUGUUUCCACAAAUAUUUAUUAGCACUUUCGUUGUGUGUUUAUUGAAAACAAUCAGUAUUCUGUUACAGCAAUACCCAUGUAUAUAAGAGUGACCUAUAUGACAUUCCAUCCUUCACUAUGGUAUUAAUAUCAUUCCCUUCCAUACUCCAUAUUUAUUCAUUCCCUUUGUGUAGAAUUAUGUAUAAAUAUUGAUUUGAAUGUCAAAGGUUGUAUUUAUAUAUUUAUGUUUCAAUACAUUCCAGUGGAUUAAUUUUAUCAAAAGAGAAGAUGGAAUGCUGCGGUACCUUGAAAAUUGUUUCCAAUGUCUAUUAUGUAUUAUGCAAACUUUCAACUUCUGAAGCGUAAUGAAUGUACUGUUUAUAUAGGGUUGAUGUUGUUUUGUAUUAGAAACGGUAUUGUUAUAUAUAUAAUAAUUAUGAUGGCAUACUGCUGAUAAACAUUGCCCUAGACAUGAAUCUUGGUCUGUCCUGUAUAUGCGUUGUCACUUGACAUAAUUUUUAGAUUACGUUUUAUCACUGUUGAAAUAAGAUGUAUGAAGACAUUACAAUUUGUCCUAUAUAUUUACUGCUGAGGACUGUAUUUUUGUACAGUUUUAAUGUUUGUCCGUCCUAAUUGUUUAAAAUGUUUUUCUAUUAUUGGAGACUUUUGAAGUAUUUUAUAUAUUUCAACCAAACAAUAAAC